AUGGUGGAUGCGCAAGCUGCUCGUAGCAGAUUUUUGCAAGCCUCUGGCCAUGCGUUAUGCCUUUCUAGCCCGUCUACUUCACGCCAUCUCAUGACCGAGAGCUCACAACUUACACACUGGGCUGAAGCCAGCCCUGACAGCUGCACUGCGUGUGGAAGUCUGUUUCUGCCCGGCUGGACAAUGUCCUUUGGCCUGGCUUCAACCAAUCAGAAAUCAGAAAGCAAGGCCAAAAGCCCGGAGAAACAGGCCCAGGAAAAAACGCGCCGUCUGAAAUGCGGUGUCUGUCACAGAGUCACCAAAGCGACCAUGUCCUACCCGAUCAAAACAAGACGCCAGAAUAUCAUUCAAAGUGGAAAGAGUCCAAAGGCUCAACUAGUCGCAGGCCCAGAACCCGGGCUGGUCAAUGGAAAGUCAAGCAAACCUCUGAGUAGUAAGCAAAGGGCCAAAGCGCGCAGAGACCGCGAUGGCCUGCAGAGUUCUCUGAAUCGCAACGCGCAGAACAGGAUGGCUCCCGCCCUCAAUCUAAUGGAUUUGAUGAAGAAAUGA
This is a messenger RNA of Exophiala aquamarina CBS 119918, 546 nucleotides long. RefSeq lists its product as uncharacterized. Gene Ontology annotation, biological process: RNA processing. The transcript has a single exon. The record is from RefSeq and is a predicted model, not a curated record. Bases 1 to 546 code for a protein of 181 amino acids. NCBI's taxonomy places the organism in Eukaryota, Fungi, Ascomycota, Eurotiomycetes, Chaetothyriales, Herpotrichiellaceae.